Molecule: messenger RNA, 1010 nt
Organism: Chenopodium quinoa (quinoa)
Lineage: Eukaryota; Viridiplantae; Streptophyta; Magnoliopsida; Caryophyllales; Amaranthaceae
Product: cysteine-rich repeat secretory protein 15-like
Exons: 2
Coding region: 69-941 (290 amino acids)
Cellular component (GO): plasmodesma
Source: RefSeq, a predicted model, not a curated record
UCAUCACAAAACAACAUUCAAAAGUAUAGAAUUUCAACAACAAAAAACAUACAACACUAAAAAAAAAAAUGUUCAUCAUCAUCAACCAAACUAAUAACCAUGCUACUCUUCUUCUCUUCCUCAUUUUCCUACUUUCUUACUUCUCCUAUACAAAUUCCUAUGUCUUCAUCUAUGCCGGUUGUUCUCAAGAGAAGUUCCAACCCUCGUCGCCUUUCGAAUCCACCAUCAACUCCUUCCUAACCUCGGUUGUCACCUCCUCCUCGCAAACCGGCCUCUACAACACCUUCACCCCAGGAGACUCCUCCCCUAGCACCUCUUCCUCCGACUCCCCGAUUUACGGGCUUUACCAAUGUAGGGGUGACUUAAGGCCUUCAGAUUGUACAAGUUGCAUCCAAAGUGCAGUCACUCAAAUAGGCCUAAUAUGCCCUUACUCAUAUGGUGCUACCCUACAACUUGAGGGGUGUUAUGUACGAUAUGAGAAGUUCAAUUUCCUAGGAAAACCCGACAAUACGGUCAUGUACAAGAGGUGUAGCCGGAGCUCAAGUGAUGAUGCUGAGUUCUUCCGUAGAAGAGAGGAUGUUUUAGCCACCAUACAAGGGGCGGUUAACGGGUUUAGGGCUUCGAGUUCGGGUUCGGUACAAGGGUUUGGGCAGUGCUUAGGAGAUUUGAACUCUAAUGAUUGUUCAAAUUGUUUGAAUGAAGCUGUUAAAGAGUUGAAGACACUUUGUGGUCAAGCUGCUGCUGCUCAUGUUUUCUUGGCUAAGUGUUAUGCUGAGUAUUGGGAAGCUGGUUACUAUGACUUGUCCACUCAUAGUUCAGAAGCGUCACACGAUGAUGAAGUUGCAAAAACAGUAGCUAUUAUUGUCGGAAUCAUCGGAGGAGUUGCAAUUUUGAUCGUUCUUCUAUCCGUUUGUCGGAAAUCAGCUCCCGGUGGCAAAUAAAUUUGUUUAGUUUUUUUUUAUUAAUUUGCAUUUUGUUGAAUUUUGUCUUGAUGCAAAUUUUCAAAUUAA